Messenger RNA from Epithele typhae, 335 nucleotides. RefSeq names its product CDR ABC transporter-domain-containing protein. The record is from RefSeq and is a predicted model, not a curated record. The annotation marks the transcript as partial. The transcript is spliced from 3 exons. Gene Ontology annotation, biological process: transmembrane transport. Gene Ontology annotation, cellular component: membrane. Lineage: Eukaryota; Fungi; Basidiomycota; Agaricomycetes; Polyporales; Epitheliaceae. Gene Ontology annotation, molecular function: ATPase-coupled transmembrane transporter activity; ATP binding.
AUGCCCUAUAUGAUCGGCGCUCUCAAAUGGAUCACCUGGAUUAACCCCCUCCGGUAUGGCUUCGAGGCGAUGAUGGCCAACGAGUUCCACGCGAUCCACGCCGAGUGCUCUACGCUCGUCUGCACCACCGUUGGGUCAGAGCCCGGCUCGUCCACCGUAUCCGGCGCGCGCUACGUCGAGCUCGCGUACUCGUACACGUACGACCACGUCUGGCGCAACUUCGGCGUGCUCAUCGCGUUCGGCGUCGGCUUCAUCUCCUUCCUUCUCAUCCUCACCGAGCUCAACCAGAGCCUCGCGGGCGAGUCGAGCGUCAUGCUCUUCAAGCGCGGCUCAAA